UACUUAUGGCUUAUGGUAGCACAACAAAGUACGAUUUUUAUCUUCCACUUUCCAAAAUCUGUUUCUAAUGCGCUCUUAAGUUAGCUAAAUCCUAUUAGAGGAAAGUGAUAUUUGUUCGUGAUAUUCAUUUCUUAAAAAGCCUUUCAGAACUGAUUUGAAUUCAAAGUUAAAUGGUGAUUUUGUGAUGAAAUAUGUUCUGUAGAUCACUAGAUGAUCUCCCCUUAUUCUUCAGCUUUGAUACAUACAAGCCUUGGUUUGAAUAGAUUUUUAUGAAGUUGCCAAGCAAGCUGACAAUAUGUAAGCAGCGAUUUCACGACAAUCUUAAUGUGAUCCAAGUUUGGAAUAUUUAUGUAAGUCAUUAAAAAAAACUGACUUCUGUUUUAAAUGCAUUGUUUUCGGUUUCUUUCGUCACACAGUCGUCUGUACAGUUGAUAGAGUUUCACUGAACUCUAAUACUUAUGCAUGCAUGCACAGCGUAGUUACCGGUCGGAUGAUCUCUGCAGGGUGCAGUUUUUCACGCGGUCGUCUAUUUCCUCAAGUCUAAAAAUAGCACUGUGGAAAUUAUGGGAAAGAACCAGUGACUUCAUCAUCCCCGCUUGCCUGGAAACCAGCCAAUCAGGCUGCGACUUGCUAGUUGCAAAGGUCGGGGUUUUUGGAGACUGAAGACGUUCGACAUUUGUAUAGCAACCUGUUAUGCGUGACGUCACAACUAACAGUCUUCAGUCAACGUCUAGUGUGUAAUUGGAAGUGCUUUUGGCUUUGUCAUCGACUAUCCUGAAAUGGCUGUGCAGCAUGGACAGACUAAUCUUUAUAUCGAUGAUUUGCCUUGGCUUGAAAGAGAAGAAUUAUGCAGAAUUCUCAAUCAGAACAAUGAAUGGGAAGAGCUAGCAGGUAAAUGGAUGAAAUUUGAUGUAUCUACUGUUCAAUGUUUAAAAAAGAACGAAAAUCCGACAGAUAAGCUUUUGAAAAUGUGGUCUACUUUCAAUCAUACAGUACAGGAACUGUUCCUUUUAUUAUAUAAGAUGCAACACCAUCAGGCAAUGCUACUUCUGAAAAAUUUCGUCAAUCCCAAGUACAGCAAGCUUAUCACCAACCGGAAAAGGCCUUCAGCACAAUUAUUGAAUUGCCAUGUAGCUGACGAACAUUCAAAAGAUCUGAAAAUAGGAACUAACAAUUUCAAUCACAUUCAACCAGCUUCAAGCGAUGUGCAGAAGCUUUGUAUUUAUCAAACAAUGUACGAAAGAGUGGCAAAAAUGUUAGACAAAUUCCCACUGCCGAAUGAUCUAGAUCCAAGCAAUUCGGAUAAUAUGCUUGUACCAACUGGUGUAAAUCAAAAUCUUGCUCCAGUUCCAAGACCUAUAGUGGAUGGUUCUAAAAAUAAUAAUCAAUUGAAGAUAUCACUUAUUGAUACCGACCUACCUCAACCAUCUUAUGAUGAAUUAGCAAAAGCUACGCAUAAUUGGAGCAAACACAACAUACUGGGAAGAGGAGGUUUUGGAACAGUUUUUAAAGGUAUAUGGAAAGGCACCCCGGUAGCCAUUAAAAAAAUAGAACAACGAGGUUCUGAUUCGAAGGAAAGCUACUUGAUCCAGGUAGAACAGUCUUUAAGAGAAUUGAAAAUUUUGUAUGCCCGGAGACAUGACAAUAUCCUGCCACUGUAUGGUCACAGCAUAGGCGGAGAAGCCCCAUGCCUAGUAUAUCAACUCAUGCCAAAUGGAUCAUUAGAAGAUAAACUUUCCUUGAGACAAGGAUCCCAACCCCUAAAUUGGUUGCAACGACAUAAUAUAGCCACGGGUACAGCUGGAGGCUUACAAUACCUGCAUACUAUUGGCCACAAGCCACUCAUCCAUGGAGACAUAAAAAGUGCCAACAUUUUGUUAGAUAAAAAUUUUGAGCCGAAAAUUGGUGAUUUUGGAUUAGCUAGAGAUGGACCUGAACAGGAUUACAUGAAGGUAAGCCGAGUGCAAGGAACCAGACCAUAUUUGCCUGACGAAUUUUUGCGCGAUAGGAAUUUGUCAACAAAAGUUGAUACUUAUAGCUAUGGUAUUGUAUUAUUAGAAUUAGCUACUGGAUUAGGAGCAUACAGUAACGCAAGACCAGAACAUAAAUUCCUAAAAGCUUAUGUGGACAGUUUCGAAGAAAAGGAUAUACCUCUAUUAAAAGACAGUACAGCUGGUACAGAAAAAGAUAAAGUUUUCGACAAUCUAAUAGUUUUAGGAAAAUGGUGCACAAACACGUUGCCUAAAGAUCGGCCGCAAAUGGUUGAUGUUCACCGCAAGCUUGAAAGAUUAUAAUGGUUCCCAAAGCACGAAAACGAGUCCUGUAUUUCAUUUACUGACCCUACGAAAGCUGUUGAUAACGCAGAAUAGGAUUUUUUCCUGUAUGCUGGAGUUUGAAAGUAAUAACCAACUAUAACAAACGUGACUGACGAUUUAAAAGUGUCUCUUACUAUGAGAACUUUAUAUAAGGGCAAUAAAUUAGCAAGGCACGUCAAAUUUUUUAACCAGAAUUCAGACGAGACUCUCAAGAUGUAACUAAAUAUACCAAUUGUUUUGCUACCAAGUUGCUAACGUUCCUAGGUUACGAAGAAAAAAAUAUGAAACUCACGAGAAUUCACAGUGAACUUAACCAGAUCGACAAGGUAAAUUUCAACUAAGUGUAUUGUAACACCGAUUGUGUAUGAUUUUGUUUCAAGAUGUAUGUAUUAAUUCAACUAAAAUAAAAAUACUCAGGAAAAACUGCACAGUUUCAUGACAAACUAAAUUCUGGUACUGAUAAAUAUCUUGAUUUUAUAAAUAUAAAUGUCAUCGAUACUUGAAGAACUAUGGAAAAUCAUCAAGCUGAUAUCGUUACACAAAAGUUGAAAAUACAGGUCCGGACUGGCAAAACGACUAACACUACUAUUCUACUUCACUGUAAUUACAUUUAAUUUGAAUCUUCACUGCCAUAUCGAAUAGAAGAUUGUAAAAAUAUUUUAUAAAAAGCUGAAAAAGAAGCAGCUUGUUACUAUUGAAAGUCUGGAAAAAAAGGCCAGUAAAGGUACGUUGAAGUUUGUUAGAAUACACAAUAUUGCCUGUUGUUUUCAGUUGACUUUCCAACAAUGUUUUAAUAUACGAGUUAUGUUAAUGUGUUUUCAUUAUAUACAGCAAAAAGUAAAGAGGAACAACGUACAAAAAUUUCAAUCUCAAUUAUCCACACUGUCACGUAUACACGAAUGCUCAUCGUAACAGUGUCAACGCAAGUGAAUUUUUUAUACACCAAUCACCGGAUAGAUGAACAUCUUUGGUAAUAACAAAUAUGUAAUUUUGAUACUAGGAAAGACUCGAUUUCAUUUUAUCCGAUAAUCCAAACUAGGUAAUGGGAACAGUGUUAUACAUACAUUGACACUCAGCUGUUGCCAUGACAAGUAGAGGGACCCGUACUUAUUUAAUCUUGCAGAGCCAGAUAGUGGGAUCAUCCGUGACCUUGUGUCCAUUCACAGUGCAUAUAUCUUCAAUCAAGUCACAUUGACCUAUAUGAGAUCCUGCAUAAUUAUCCGGUGUUGACCGUUACUAUGAGCGCUGUUAGCUGGACAGAACUCCCGUCCAAGGUCACAAUACAGUGAACAUUUUGAAAUACAUCGUAAGACCCGCUACAAAUAAUAUAUUUUUUACAUCCAUACAAUAUUCUUUCUGUUUCUUCUCUUUUCACAUCUUAUGCGAUAAUUAAUAAUUAUUAUUUAUGAAUACGUAGUUACACGUGAAAUUUGAAUAGCUUAAAGCCCACCUAUUUUUGAUUUGUAAAAACAACCGAACGUGUAAACAGUUAAUCAUUUAGCACUAUAUUUUGUAUUUUCUUCUAUUUGUAAUUAGUUUAUGCUUCUCGUUUUUGUAGAAAUCUAAGGUGCAGAGUACGAUAUGUACUAACAGUAAGCUCAGCCUGCACGUAUACAUGUAAUACAUAGGGAAACACAUUGAAUGAGUUAAACUAUUUUACACGCUGUAUAAUAAUAUAUGUAUAAUAAUAUACCACAGGAGUAGCCAAAUGUCUAAUCAUCUUUGUUGGUUGUUUAAAAUAUACAAUUGUAUGCACGUAGCCAGCUUUUCUUAGACAACGUAUACGCUGUAAGUAUACAACAAUUAGAUUCGUUUUCAACAAACUAAAAUAUAACAUAUCGAAUUGCACAAUACAUCAUUAACAUUACUAAUAAUAAUAAUAGUAAUAAUAUAAUACAUAUAUUAUAUCAUUCGCUUAAGCCUAAGGAUUUUGUAUAAUAUAUUUAUAUUUAUAUAAAUCAGUUAUCAUGUGUGCACAAGCAAUUUAGGAUAUCCACAUUCCAAUUUUUGUGUACAUGGAUUAGUAUCUAAAAGCGUACGUUAACGCUAUAAAAGAUAUCGUACUCACAAUUAUAAUUCAAUAUUUAUACACACGAAUAGGUGAAUUUCUCACAACUUUAGGCGGGGUUAAUGCACCAAAAGCAAAGGGCCACAUAUCUGAUAAUGUAUUGAAACUCAAUUGUUACUUGUUACUCGAAUAAUUACUGUAGAUAGUACUGCGCCUCAAUAUGUUGGUAUUUUUAUUGAUGUUUGAAUGACAUUAGAACGCAAGAAACUACGUUCAUUUGUAACUUUGAAUUAUAAAUCAAUCUACCUUUUACUUUGU
Molecule: messenger RNA, 4641 nt
Organism: Neodiprion fabricii
Lineage: Eukaryota; Metazoa; Arthropoda; Insecta; Hymenoptera; Diprionidae
Gene: pll
Product: pelle-like serine/threonine-protein kinase pik-1
Exons: 5
Coding region: 780-2294 (504 amino acids)
Biological process (GO): signal transduction; protein phosphorylation
Cellular component (GO): plasma membrane
Molecular function (GO): ATP binding; protein kinase activity; protein binding
Source: RefSeq, a predicted model, not a curated record